UUUAUUAAAAAUGAGCUUGAAACAUUUGUAAGCGCCAACUCUCCAAAACACUCAAAAAUGUUGAAUUGGGGAAUUCCCUUUUUCAACGUGCUCAAGUCAUUUCAUUAUAAUUUGACUUGGAAUUUCUCUUUUGAUAAUUUUAAUUGAACAGUAUUUUGUGUUGCAAAGUGAUGUGAUGUCUUUGAUCAAAGUCCCAGUAACUGCUCUUGCUGUCUAUAAGGAGUAUUUGCUUGCCGGUGUUGGAAGCUUCAUUAAAAUUUAUACUCUAACACCUAAGUCUGGAGAAAAUGAUACAACUGAAGUUCUGUUCGUGAAGAAAAUUUUUAAUCGUCAUGUUGUCCAUGGAUUGAAGGUUUUCAACUGUCAAAAAUCUUUUAUUGUUGCAUAUGGUGGACAAGAAUGGUGCAUUUGCAAAUUAACUGAAGAUGAUGAUGAUUUGUUACAGAUACUUUUUUCAUCUAAAAUUCAUGAUUGGAUAUGGGAUGUUUCGCUAAUAUACCGAGACAUUGUAAACGAUGACAUUCCAAGACUCACACAUCAGAUCGCUUUCGCGCUUGGACAUAAUUCUGUAGUUUUAUAUGAUCGGAUGCAAGAUAAGAUUAUAGUGGAAUCUCAUUGCGAAGAAAAAUGUAUUUUGUACUCUGCAUAUUUUGUUGCAGACGAAAGACCAACUUGGAACUCUUUAACGUUAUGUAGUGGGACAGUUUUUAAUCAAGUGGUUAUAUGGAGACCGGGAUCUCGUGAUCAAAACAAAAUUAUCCAAAGAAUUCAUGCUCAUGAUGGAGUGAUUUUUAGUAUUGAUUUUGAUUUUAAUACAGGACUCCUCAUUACUGCCUCUGAUGAUCGUAGUAUUCGAUUAUGGAAAUGCAAAUCCUUAGAAACUUAUUCUUCAUCAAAUAAUGUUGAUUUUGAUUCUAAUAAUUAUCUGUGCAAGUUAUAUGGACAUGAGUCGAGAGUAUGGAGAGCCCAAUGUAUCAAAUAUCGUGAUCGAUCGUAUUUAAUAAGUGUUGGUGAGGAUAGCCACUGUAUAAUUUGGGAUUUGUCGAUAUCACAUGACAGAGUGGAAGGAAAAAUGAUUCGUAAAAUUAGAUGUCAUAAAGGAAGGAAUAUAUGGAGUUUAAUUAUAGACCACGAUAAAGGUUAUGUGGGGACAGGUGGAGGGGAUGCAGGAAUUAGAAUUUGGAAAAUAAGUGAUUUAAUUAACAAUGAAGCAAAAAUAGUGAAACAUCCAUUUGCUUUAAUGAACAGACAAGAUGUUGGAGCUUUGAAGUCUGUUCAUCUGUGUGGUACAGAUAACGUGUUAGGACACACGGAUUCAGGCAUUCUUCUACAUUUCUCAAUUCCUAAUGAGAGCUGGACUAUUGUGAAUGAAGACACAAAUUUCAAAUCUUAUGCGACAAUGAGUGUGUUGAAUAGCAAGAACUUGGUUGCUCUUGGUAGCACAAAAGGGAAUUUGCUUCUUUUACAUUUGGAUAAAACUUUAUCCUGCGUUAUCAAUAAUAUUUCUAUCAGUGCAACAACAAUAGAAGGGAAAAUUCAUUCAAUUAGUUGGUAUGAGAUGGAAAAGAAAAUGUAUCUAUUUAUAUCGGGACCUGAUGGUGAAUUUAUAUGUUCUGAAGUUUCAAUAAAAAAUGCAUUUAUUAUAUAUGACCGAAAGCAUGUAUGGGUGUUACCGAUUGCAAAACAUAGAUGGCAUAUGGGAGUUGCUAUGACUAAUUAUUCUGGCAAAAUAUUUGUUGUGUGUGGGGAUAGAAGAGGAUCACUGCAUUUGUUUAAAGAAGAUAUUCGUGAACCUGUCCAUACAAUUCAUGGUAUUCAUGAUAAAAAUGGUGUAACGUCAGUUCAGAAAUUUGGAAAUUUAUUUGUUUCAACUGGAAGAGAUGGAAUAUGGAGGAAAACUGAAAUAAAUGCUGAUUUUAGUAAACUUCACAAUGUGGCUCAAAAUCGUGCAGCUCAGGGUAUGGAUUGGUUGGAAACUGUAAUUCCACUCGCUAACGAAUCAUCAAGCACAAGUUUUGCUGUUGUUGGAUUUCAUGGCAGAAAUUUUACUGUGUGGAGUAGUAAAACAGGUGAUACUUUGGUUACCAUUGAAUGUGGGGGUGGACACAGAGAUUGGAGUUUCAAGGUUGCAAAUGACAAAUCCACUCUUGUUUUUAUAAAAGAAAGUUCUUUGCAUUUUGCUCGACUAUCUCACAAUGUUACCAAGGAAACUUCAGUUGUUUCACCAUAUUUUCAUGGCGGUCAAAUCACCUGUAUCAGAUACAUUGAUGGUUUCUUUAACAAGUCAUGCAAUCUGAAUAUCUCAUAUUUGGUUACUGGAAGUGAAGACACAAAGAUAUUUGUUUCUGUUUAUACUCAAUCUAAUACAUAUCGAGAACUGGCGAAGCUUCAUCAUAUCUUCACCAUUGAUGAUCAUAUUUCAAGCGUUAGAACACUGACAUCAGUUAAAAUAAAGUCUGACGAUACCAAUUUGUCUAAUACCAUACUGUUUAGUGGAGGAGGCAGAGCUACACUAAAUUGUUACAUCAUAAAGAUAAACAAAGCAUAUUCAUGGACAGAGAAUCGUUCAGUUGAACAUGUCUGUUCUCACAAACUGAAUAUAAAUUGCAGAAGGGCUUCCUCCACUACAAAUCCUGAGACAAGAUAUAUGGACCUCGCUGGUUGGCAAAAAGGUCGACAAGCAUUUGUUGCUGCUGCUUGCUCAGAUGCUCUGAUUCGUGUAUUUAGGAUAGAUUUGGAUCAGAAAAAGCUUUUUUUAAUCAAUCAAUCAUCACAAUACAGUAAUUGUUUUUUGACAAUCAAAUACUUUACCUUGAAAGAUCAUGGUUAUUUGAUUAGUGGUGCGACUGAUGGAUUCAUAAGAAUAUGGAAACUUUGUGACACAAAGUUAAAUCACCAAGUUGAUGGAGACACUUUAGAACUAGACCAACCUUGCUUUGAAAAAAGAGUCCAUAUGUCAGGCAUCAAUGCAUUAGAUACAUGGACCAAAUAUUCACUGAAAGAAGAGCAAGAGUCACAUGACAAGGUUUUUAUUGCGACAGGCGGGGAUGAUAACGCAGUAAAUUUAAAUAUGAUUAUGUUUCGGAAUGAGAGUAUUAUGGUUUGUGGUAAUUGUCAUAUUGAGAAUGCUCAUUCAACUCAGAUAACCAGUGUAAGGUUUGGUUUUUUCUCGACUUGUGGUGAAUUAGAAGUAAUAUCAACAUCAAUAGAUCAACGUUUGACAAAGUGGAGAAUACUUUUGCAUGAAGAUUCUAUAAAGUACGAGUUUGGUUCAAGUACAUAUAUGAAUGUUGCUGACAUUUCUUCGAUGGAAGUUUGGUCAUUAACAGCAGAGAAGGACCAUUUCCAUGCUGCCGUUUGUGGCCAAGGAAUUCAGAUUCUAGAUAAAUUUUGAUCAUAUAUUUUCGUUUUAUGUACCGAAUACACUGUGGUUUUAAGUAUAGUAAAUGACAAAUGUUUUA
This is a messenger RNA of Styela clava, 3461 nucleotides long. Its product is annotated as tRNA (34-2'-O)-methyltransferase regulator WDR6-like. The record is from RefSeq and is a predicted model, not a curated record. Gene Ontology annotation, cellular component: cytoplasm. Gene Ontology annotation, molecular function: protein binding. NCBI's taxonomy places the organism in Eukaryota, Metazoa, Chordata, Ascidiacea, Stolidobranchia, Styelidae. Gene Ontology annotation, biological process: tRNA methylation.